GAUUGCCUUUAUCAGAAGUCGAACAAAAUGAACCGUAUAUUUCUAAUAGUUUUGCUGGCGCCAGCUAUUUCAGCUUUUCUACUUGAUACGUUUGGACUUGAUUCCAAUGUACACACUGUAACAGAAUUGGACGUCUCUAAAUAUCUCGGACGAUGGUACCAGAUGUUUGCCAGCCAGUCGGUGUUUGCCACAUUCGAAAGAGGGGCAGUCUGUGUCAUCGCCGAUUAUACAAUGUCCACUGACGGUUCUGGUAGAAUCAUUGUGCUUAAUUCGGAGAGACUAAAGAACGGAAAUGGAAGUGCCAAAAUCAUCCAUGGAUACGCCACGCCUUCCGGAGAGGUUGGAAAACUUAGCGUUCAUUUGGAGACCGUUGCCUUCAGUGCGCCUUACUGGGUUGUUCAGCUUGGGCCUGCCACGUUCGGACCCAAUAACCAAUACCAGUACGCGGUAGUGAGUGAUAACCUAAAAGCGACACUAUUCGUGUUAGCCAGAGACCCUGAUGAAUUCAAGCGUGAUCACGAAGCAACCGUCACGCAAUAUCUUAACGACAACGGUUUUACAACACCCAUCAAUAAACCAAUCAGCACUUACCAUGGAGAUGACUGUCUAUACAACGAUAAACACCAAUGACGUCACAAACGGACAACAUGUGCCACAAAGAUUCAAGUCAAACCUUAAUAUGUAAAUAGCACAUAUCAACACAUUCAUUAUCAUUGCCUGUAUUUUGUAUAAAAAUAAUUUAAAAAAAAUAUAUAUUUAUACCUGAUUUGUAUUAUUUUAUUCAAAUAUAAUC
Messenger RNA from Mizuhopecten yessoensis (Yesso scallop), 793 nucleotides. Its product is annotated as apolipoprotein D-like. NCBI's taxonomy places the organism in Eukaryota, Metazoa, Mollusca, Bivalvia, Pectinida, Pectinidae. Bases 28 to 630 code for a protein of 200 amino acids. The transcript has 4 exons. The record is from RefSeq and is a predicted model, not a curated record.